Messenger RNA from Ficedula albicollis (Collared flycatcher), 5223 nucleotides. RefSeq names its product gigaxonin (gene GAN). The transcript has 12 exons. Gene Ontology annotation, molecular function: protein binding. Gene Ontology annotation, biological process: cytoskeleton organization. The record is from RefSeq and is a predicted model, not a curated record. The coding region runs from base 1 to 1803 and encodes 600 amino acids. NCBI's taxonomy places the organism in Eukaryota, Metazoa, Chordata, Aves, Passeriformes, Muscicapidae.
AUGGCACGUGCGACAUUCCAAAGCCGUGAGGAGACAAAGCCGAGAUCCCCGCGGGCCGCGCCGCCCCGCAGCUCGUUCCGGGAGGAGACGCGCUUCUGCGACGCGCACCUGGUGCUGGAGGGCGAGGAGAUCCCGGUGCAGAAGAACAUCCUGGCGGCCGCCAGCCCCUACAUCAGAACAAAAUUGAAUUACAAUCCUCCAAAGGAUGAUGGCUCAACCUACAAGAUUGAACUCGAAGGGAUAUCUGUUGAUAUCAUGAAAGAGAUACUAGACUACAUCUUCAGUGGGCAGAUCAGGCUAAAUGAAGAAACUAUCCAAGAUGUGGUACAGGCAGCUGAUCUCCUGCUGCUUACAGACUUAAAAACUCUCUGCUGUGAGUUUUUAGAAGGUUGCAUAGCUGCUGAGAACUGUAUUGGUAUUCGGGACUUUGCACUGCACUAUUGUUUGCAUCAUGUUCACUACCUUGCCUCAGAGUAUCUGGAAACUCACUUUCGAGAUGUCAGCAGCACAGAGGAAUUCUUGGAACUGACUCCUCAAAAACUGAAAGAAGUGUUGUCGAUGGAAAAGCUCAAUGUUGGAAACGAAAGAUACGUCUUUGAAGCAGUGAUUAGGUGGAUUUCUCAUGAUUCAGAAUCCAGAAAGGUCCACAUGAAGGAUGUCAUGUCGGCAGUGUGGGUGUCGGGUCUGGACGCAGCCUACCUGCGCGAGCAGAUGAUGAGCGAGCCGCUGGUGCGCGAGAUCGUCAAGGAGUGCAACAACAUCCCCCUGACGCCCCCGCAGCAGGGAGAGGCCAUGCUGGCCUCCUUCAAGCCCCGGGGCUACUCCGAGUGCAUCGUGACUGUUGGGGGGGAGGAGAGAGUAUCACGGAAACCAACCUCAGUGAUGCGGUGUAUGUGUCCUCUUUAUGAUCCCAAUAGACAGCUCUGGAUUGAACUUGCUCCUAUGAGUAUUCCAAGGAUCAAUCAUGGAGUAUUGUCAGCAGAGGGAUUUUUAUUUGUGCUUGGUGGUCAGGAUGAAAACAAGGGAACGCUAAGCUCUGGAGAGAAAUAUGAUCCAGACACCAAUUCAUGGAGUUCCUUACCACCAAUGCAUGAGGCACGACAUAACUUUGGUGUGGUAGAGAUUGAUGGGAUUCUGUAUAUUCUGGGAGGUGAGGAUGGUGAAAGAGAGCUGAUCUCUAUGGAGAGCUAUGAUAUUUAUAGCCGGACCUGGACCAAGCAGCCAGACUUGACCAUGGUUAGAAAGAUUGGCUGCUAUGCAGCUAUGAAGAAGAAAAUCUAUGCAAUGGGUGGAGGCUCCUAUGGAAAACUCUUUGAAUCUGUGGAGUGUUACGACCCCAGGACUCAGCAGUGGACAGCAAUCUGUCCUCUCAAAGAGAGGAGAUUUGGGGCAGUGGCCUGUGGAGUUGCCUCUGAGCUUUAUGUAUUUGGUGGGGUCAGGAGUCGUGACGACAGCCAAGCCAGUGAGAUGGUGACGUGCAAAUCAGAAUUUUACCAUGAUGAGUUUAAAAGGUGGAUUUAUCUAAAUGACCAGAACCUAUGUAUCCCAACUAGCUCUUCUUUUGUGUAUGGAGCUGUGCCCAUUGGAGCCAGCAUAUACGUGAUUGGAGAUCUCGAUACAGGUACAAACUAUGACUAUGUUAGGGAAUUCAAGAGAAGCACGGGCACCUGGCAGCGCACGAAGCCGCUGUUCCCGUCGGACCUGCGGCGGACGGGCUGCGCGGCGCUGCGCAUCGCCAACUGCAAACUCUUCCGCCUGCAGCUGCAGCAGGGGUUGUUCCGCAUCCGCGUACCUUCCCCGUGACCCCUGCGCCGCCAGGGGAGGAGACUGGAAGAGUUCUGCGCAGUGCACCAUAAUCUAGCUCUAUUUAAAGGAAAAGCUGAGAAAUUACAGCUGAAAACUUACACUGUAUGCUGUGCUUUGGUAUGGUAACUGUUUUUGUUUUAAAUGCUUACAAAGCUUGAGUCUCAGUACUUGUUUCGGGAACAAAUAACUUAAGUACACAUUAAAAAGAAGAGAAGGGGGAAAAUAUAAGGGGAGAUCGAGGAAACACCUUCAGUCGUAACCAUUUGGAGUUUAAGCCGUGUUGUUGAAGGAGGAUUUUUGUGUCUGAAACUGGUGGGAAUCAGUUUCCUUUGGCAAAGCUUAAUGAAAAGCAAAAAAACAGAUUUCAGGUGCGUUUCCCCUGCGGGGAACUGAUACGAAUCCUUGUGCUAUCUGGAACUGGAUAGCUGUAAUACACAGAAGCUUCACGAUAACCAACCUCCCUGGUGUGCUGCUGCUGGAGCAUGAGGCCACAGGAGGUGUUGGUCAUUGCACCUUUUAUUUCUAGUCCUUUCUCAAAAGAUAAGGUCUGUGCCUAAAAAAUGGUGGAGGUGUGUACAUACGGUUUUUCUUUCAUUUGCAACGGUUUCAUUCCAACAAAUAUUUUUAAUAUAUAUAUAAAAUGGACUAAUCUGAAAUGGAUACACCCCAGAAAAUGGAUUCAGUACACCACAAAGGAGUAAACUGUUUUUUUCUACGCUGUCAUUCGAGUAGCCCAAUGAACUGGUCUGGAGAUGGUUGAACAUGCACUUCUGGGUGGGCUUUGGUGGCUGUUUUCCUUGAAGUGAAAAGGGAAGACAUGUUUGGAACAGUUAGUGAUGAUUGCUGCUUUUGGUAAGAGCAAAAGGACAAAUUAAAUAGAUUGUGUUCCUUUUUACUUCAGAUUGCUUGCAAGCUAAGAAUGGUUUUUAAGACUGAGGACUGUAGAAAGGUGCAUUUUACGUCUCUUAGAACAAAGGUGAAAUAUGACAAGGAUAUAUUCAUUUUGCAGAAAAUAUGGGUUUUGGACUAAGAGUUAAGGAAAAUUUGUACAGUGACUUUAAAUUGGGAUCAAAUUUGGUUUACUAAUGAUUUCAGUGCUACAGUACAGUCUUGUUUACUGCUGUCUGACUUUGAAAGCUGGGGUUUAUGGUGUGGUUCUAGUGAAGAACUUAGUAUCUUGCAUUUUAUUUCUUACUAAGCCUUGUUCACAUCCAUAGUGAUAUUUAAUUGACUUUUGUUUGUAGUCAAGAUCAACUGGUAGAACAGUUUUACCUCAAUUUUUGAUUUUAUUGUUGUUGUGAUGGGCAGGACAUAACCUGUAUUUAUUUAAGAGGAAUAAAAUGGAGAGAUGGAAAAUAGAAAUAAUACCUCCUGCCCUUCAGAAAAAGAGACUUUGUACAACCAGUAUUAUAACUACAUACAAGACUUUCCACUCUGCAACUUUGUGGACCUCAGACAACCCAAACUCUGCCCUCAGUUUUGUUAUUGUAAACCUUUGUCAUCAUUAUUGACAUCAUCUUACACAUGUUGAAAUAUGAUCCCAAACUAGUUCAAAACAUUGGUAUUUCAUUAAAUAGUCCUUGAAGAGCCUUCUGAAACUUACUUCUGCUCAGUCUUUUCAUAGCACUGAUACGGGGUUGGAAUUACUCUGAUGCCUGAGCAGAGGAAUGUGGCAGGGUGGGGAAAAGGGCAGCAGCCAAUCUAUUGACCAUUUUUUAAUUUUUUUUUUUUUACAAUGCUGAAGUCUGCAAAACUUGAACUAUAUACAUCGAUUUUCUGACCUAUAUUAGUUGGCAUAUUAAAAAGUUUAUAUAUUUAUGCAUUGCAGUAAACUUGGUGUGUAUAUAUAUGUCUUUAGAUUUUAAAUUUAUAUAUAAUGCUUUACUACAGAAAUGUGAACCACUAUUUCCAUCCUUGGCUGUCUUGUGAAAUAAAUCAAGUGCUGUUAGUUUAUCUGUAAAACUUCCCUUUUUUGAAAAAUCUUACAUGGAUCAAUUUUUUUGUUUUUCCUCAGACAAAGUGCCAAGAUCCCAUAUUCAAAAGUGAUGAAUGUUCCUAAGUAUCUGUCACUUUUGAGCUCAGUUUUCUAAGUGGCUUGGAAAACUUCCGAAAAUGUUAUUCAGAAUAUUGCCAGCUGCUAUCUCCUGAGUCCCUGUAGCUCCCCAGUACACUUGAGGGCAUUCAGCAUCCAGAAAAUGUAAGUGAUAAAUGCACAUGAUAAAUCCAAGUAAAUACUCUAGCAGUGUUUUGCAGUUCAAGUUACUGAACCAAAUGUUUACACUUAGAGUAGGAUUAAUACUAGGUGUUCUUAGUUUGUUGUUUUUUUUUUUUGAAAUGGAAACAUAAAUAAAACAAACAAAUCUGCUGGUGAUUGGAGCAUGUUGCGAAUGCACUCAGUGAGAUUUGACCAAGAAGUUUAAGCCUCUGUACCUGAACCAGUCACAAAGUGAAUUUCUGAGCACACUGUACUCGUGUCACGUUCCACGUGGCUGGGGACCAAGUCUCCAGGGAUGCUCUCCAGGGGUUUUGGGUGUGUGCUCAAGAUUUAGGCACUCCUGAGAUCUCAAAACUGGCUUCCCUGGCCUUGCCUAAGGGGAUGGGACCACUCCCCAUCUGCAUUGUCUCUGGGACUGAUCCAGGAGCUGUUCUAGCCCCUGUGUGUGCAGGAGGGAAGGGAUGUGUCUUCUGGGGUCUGACUCCUGUCUAUCUGUCUGUCCAGCUCUGAUCUGUGAGUGCAUCCCUUGCAUUGUGCAAUAACCAGGCUUGAUUUCCCUCUGGAUUUAGAGCAAUGCUUUGAAGCCAAGGCUUUCCUUUCUCCAGGGAUUGUACUGGUGAUGGUGUAGGAGUGAAGCUGACCUCUGACUUUCUCUUUUCAAAGGGAUGGUUGACUUCAGAAGGGGAGGGAGGCUGUGAUGAUACCAGAGGUGCUGAGAGGACGGAGGUCACCAGUUGCUGAGUGUGUUGAACGUGCAAACAGCUGUAGAUUGAACUGGGUUCACUGGUAAAUGCCACCACUCAGCUGUCCCUGCUCUCCUGGCACUGUGUACCCUUGCACAUGAUGGCUGAACCACAUGAAAAAAUAACUCAGAAGUUUUUUUGAGUUGCAAUCAAGGGGUUUUAGGUGGUUUGGCAGUUUAGAAACUUGUUUAAGUUGUCCUUUCUUGGCACAGUGGCCUUAAUUCCUCCCAGCUCAUGCGUUGGCACUGACAUUCAGCGAGGUCCUCCACAGGUGACUGUUUGGAUGUGUGUUCUGGUCAGCUGUCCAUGCAGGAUGAGGGCUGGCUGGGCCACUUUCAGCUUGAGGCACUUGGGCUGGGCCUCUGCAUCCUUUUUCCUGUCCCUGCUGAGGAACUGGAUCAACCCCAGCUACUGAAAUGAGAAAAUCAUCAAAUACAGGGUUGGAACUGUUGAUGAAGG